AUGGAGAAACCCGAAUUGGUAAAAGAGCUGCAGCGCGAUCUUGCGCGCAAAUAUCAGCUCCACGGACCAAAGAUCGAGGGAAUAUGGCAUUCCCUGGGCAAGGGACAACGAGAGAGGGUCAUGAGAGCCGGUGCCGCCGAAGGCCAAAUGCUAAAGUCGCCUAUCGAUAGAUCUUUAGGCGAUGUUUUCAAGUUCAUCCCUGACUGGAAUCUGCGAGACAUCGCCAAUCCGGAUUCUGACUAUCUGCUCGAUUGCCUGAAACAUCGCGCGACGAAGUCUUUAUCUGAGCAGUACAUCGAGAGUGUCGACGGUGGCCCCGGUGAUGCAGCGGUCAUAUUAAGGGGCAUGCAGGUCCAUGGUCUUAAACAUGUUGAUCCGUUUCGCUAUAGCUUCACGUUGUUCAUGGACGAAGAACGAUAUGGUCAGUCCUUCACAGUCUCUGACCAGGAGAAGUACAAAGAAACAAUGGCUGCGUUGAAAGUUGGGGUGGAUGCUGGAUUGAUUGUGCCUCAGUCGACGGGCGAACUUAUCUUGGAAAGACAGUCUAUCCUAUUAACGUCCAUGAACAUCGUAAUCCAGGACAUCCUUGAAGCGGGUUCUACCGUUGAGGCGAAAGGGCGCUCCAAAAAGUCAGAGAAGGCUGCGCGGGAGGCUAUGUCCAAACUUACAAUUGACCAGAAGCCAGAAAAGCUCUCCUUGGAAGACCUAGCUGCUCUUUCUCUUGACCAGAAGUCAGCUCUGGAGGACUAUGUACUUCUUUGUCGGACUGAGCCGGAGUUCCUUGCUCAUGCUGUCAACGCUUGGUUCUUCAGUCGACCCGAGCUGGUCGCGGACGAGAAAGGCCGAAGAUUGCCCUUGAUUACAGAUAAAUAUAUUAACAUCGCAUUUUUCGAGAUGAUUCACAAUGCCGUGGUUGGUGCUGCAGUCUGGGGGUAUAUCCAUCAACUUCUCCAGGCUCUGGUAACCGGACCCAACGACCGGACCUACAAAAGUGCCUUUCUCCAGGAGCUGGCAAACGUUUGUCAUUUCGAGUACCAGCGAGGUCAGCGGCUUUUUAAGCGCCACGUACAAAUGGCUUCUGGAGAUAAACAUUUCAAGCGCGUCUCUGGCGUAUAUGAUAAUGACACCGCGCGGGUAACAAUGAAAACCAAGCCGGACACCCUUACCAGAACCGAUCCGCAACUCCAUUAUAUACUUCGCCUCUGCCAGACAGACACAAAUGUCUCCAAUGCAGUCGAAUGGGUUCGAAACGAAUUUGACGCUUUCGGGGAUCUUGCUGUGACAAUCAAUUUCGUCCAGUGUCUCUCGACGUCCCUUCCCAUGCCACCAAUGAAUCCGAAGAAGGGACAAACUUAUAUCUCUCGGCUAAAGGCACUGGGGUCCGAGCUUGACCCGUUAAAGUCCGAGGUUGACUUGUCAGCUUUUGCAGUGCCCAUCGAUAAUCUCAUGGAGCCGGGAAUGGCUCAAGGUGCGCUGACCACGCUUGAUGAGUUCAUUUCCAACAAAACAGGCGCAGAUAUUGGAUUCCUCUAUCAGGAUUUGAACGACGAAUGCUUGUCAGACAUGCAGAACAAAGCUCAACAGCAGAAAGAGAAGAACGAACAGAUAAAACGGGAUGAGCUGGUUUCGUCAAUUCCUGGAGCGCCCAGCCGGGAAAUUCAAAUUGAACAGCGCAAGGAAAAGACAAAGACACGCCCGCCACAUUCAUCCGUGUAUAGUAUUGCUCCAACAGCAACUCCCACGACGGAAGCAGAACCUGCAGCGCCCUCCCAAGUAUUCAAAGUAAAGCCAUCCUCCUUAGAGGUAUUCUCGACCCUUUUUUCCAACCCGAGACCACGGAACUCAAUCACCUGGGCUGCGUUCCAAGCCGCCAUGGCGCACAUGAAAUUCUCUGUUGUGUCAAAGACUGGGUCGAUUUAUAUCUUCUCUCCUCCUGAAGGUUUCAAUGUUCAAAAGCCUAUCACACUCCACCGACCACAUCAGUCCCGGAUCGAGGGUUGGAGGCUUCUUUACCUUGCAAGUCGUCUCAAGAGAAAAUAUGGAUGGGAUGAAAAGUCAUUCGAGAUAGAAUAAGGUAGCUAUGACUUGCUCUGUUGGGCUAACGCGGUCGUCAGCAAAGCUGCGUAGUGAUAGUUCGGGUACACCACGCCUAAUCUCCAGAUAUUUGACCCAAAUAAGUCACAUCUAGCUCUAAAUACCUUCGCGACAUAGCAUGCG
Aspergillus pseudotamarii is the source of this 2217-nucleotide messenger RNA. RefSeq lists its product as uncharacterized. The coding region runs from base 1 to 2073 and encodes 690 amino acids. The record is from RefSeq and is a predicted model, not a curated record. The transcript is spliced from 2 exons. NCBI's taxonomy places the organism in Eukaryota, Fungi, Ascomycota, Eurotiomycetes, Eurotiales, Aspergillaceae.